Molecule: messenger RNA, 2903 nt
Organism: Fukomys damarensis (Damara mole-rat)
Lineage: Eukaryota; Metazoa; Chordata; Mammalia; Rodentia; Bathyergidae
Gene: Gpat2
Product: glycerol-3-phosphate acyltransferase 2, mitochondrial
Exons: 23
Coding region: 1-2544 (847 amino acids)
Cellular component (GO): mitochondrial membrane
Source: RefSeq, a predicted model, not a curated record
AUGAACCUGCUGUUUUACGUCGGCACGCUGAGGCCGCCAGGCCUAGUCUUUCUCGGCAACCUCGCUCUACCGUGGCUUUGGCGGGAGUCGGAGGCGAGGUUCCUGCAGGGAGAGGUGCCUGGUUCCCAGAUCUUAGAGACUCACCUUGACACUAUGCUGGAAUCUGGAUCCCAAACCCAGAAGAGGAGCAGCCACAGUGGCCCAGAGGCUAGCCUGUGUUCCUCAGGCUUUAGUAUGAAGCUGGAGGCUGUCACCCCAUUUCUGGGCAAGUAUCGCCCCUUUGUGGGUCGCUGCUGCCAGACCUGCACCCCUAAAAGCUGGGAGUCCUUCUUCCACAGGAGCCUGAUGGACCUGGGCUUCUGCAAUGUGAUCCUGGUGAAGGAGGAGAAUACCAGGUUUCGGGGCUGGCUGGUUCGCAGGCUUUGCUGUUUCCUGUGGUCCCUGGAGCAGCACAUCCCCCCCUGCCUGGAUGCCUCACAGAAGAUCAUGGAGAGCACUGGGGUGCAGAGCCUCCUCUCAAGGAGAGCCCCGGGACGGGCUGGGAAAGGCCAGCAGCCCGCAAUGGUGCAGAGGGAGGUGAGGCGCAUCCUGGGCCAAGUCUGGGCCCCACCCCGCACCUUCCUGCUCAGGCUGUUCAGCUGGGCGCUGCUGCGGCUCCUGAACUGCCUCUUCCUGAAUGUGCAGCUCCACAAAGGCCAGAUGAAGAUGGUGCACAAGGCUGCCGAGGCGGGCUCACCGCUCAUCCUCCUCUCCACUCACAAGUCGCUCCUGGAUGGGCUCCUGCUGCCCUUUGUGCUGUUCUCCCAGGGCCUGGGCGUGCUUCGCGUGGCGUGGGACCCCCGCUCCUGUUCCCCUGCCCUCAGAGCUCUGCUGAGGAAUCUUGGGGGCCUUUUCCUGCCUGCAGAGGCCAACCUCUCCCUGGACAGCUCUGAGGGGGUCAUUGCGAGGACUGUGGUCCAUGCUGCUGUGGAGCAGCUGCUGGGCAGUGGGCAGCCCCUGCUCAUCUUCCUGGAGGAAGCUCCUGGAGCCCCAGGGCCACGGCUAUCAGCCCUGGGCCAAGCCUGGCUGGGGCUGGUGGUACAGGCGGUGCAGGCAGGCAUAGUCCCUGAUGUUACACUGGUGCCAGUGGCCGUCACGUAUGACCUGGUUCCAGAUGCAUCAUAUGACAUGCACCACGCCUCGGCCCCCCUGGGGCUGUGGACCGGAGCUCUGGCUGUCCUGAGGAGACUCUACAGCUGCUGGGGCUGCGGCCACAAGGUCUGCGUCCGAGUGCACCUUGCCCAGCCCUUCUCCCUGCAGGAAUAUACCACCAACGCCAGAAGCUGCUGGGGCGACAAGCAGACCCUGGAGCACUUGCUGCAGCCAGUCGUGUUGGGCCAGUGUACCACUGUCCCAGACACUGAGAAGGAGCAGGAGUGGACCCCAGUCACCGGGCUGCUCCUGGCCCUCAGGGAGGAGGACCAGCUCCUGGUGAGGAGGCUGAGCUGCCAUGUCCUGAAUGCCAGUGUGGCGAGCUCGGCAGUGAUGAGCACGGCCAUCAUGGCGACGCUGCUGCUGUGCAAGCACCGAAAGGGUGUGGCCCUGUCCCGGCUGCUGGUGGAGUUCUCCUGGCUGACGGAGGAGACGCUGCUGCGUGGCUUUGAUGUGGGCUUCUCGGGGCAGCUGCGGAGCCUGGUGCAGCAUACACUGAGCCUGCUGCGGGCACGUGUGGUCCUGCUGCGGGUCCAGCAAGGGGACCUGCUGGUAGUCCCAAGGCCUGGCCCAGGCCUUGUACACCUGGCACACCUGAGUGCUGAGCUGCUGCCCGUCUUCCUGAGCGAGGCAGUGGGUGCAUGUGCUGUGCGGGCGCUGCUGGCAGGGAGAGUGCCACCUGAGGGGCCCUGGGAGCUGCAGGGUGUAGAGCUGCUGAGCCAGAGGGAACUGUACCACCAGGUCCUGCUGUUGCUGCACCUGCUGCCCAGGGACCUGCUACUGUUGAAGCCCUGCCAGUCUUCCUACUGCUACUGUCAGGAGGUGCUGGACCGGCUCAUCCAGUGCGGGCUCCUGGUUGCUGAGGAGACCCCAAGCUCUUGGCCAGCCUGUGACACAGGGAGACAGCGUUUGAGUGCAAAAUUGCUGUGGAAACUAAGUGGGGACUUCAGUGACAGUGACAGUGAUGACUUUGAGGAGGCUCAGGGCCAGUGCUUCAGGCUCAGCGAGCAGUCACGCUGCCCUGACUUCUUCAUCUUCCUCUGUCACCUGCUCAGGCCACUGCUCAAAGCUUUCGCCCAGGCUGCUGCCUUCCUCCACCAGGCACGGCUGCCCGACACUGAGUCGGGCUAUGUGGAGCAGCUGCUUGAGUUCCUGCAGACCACCGCCCAGGAGGAAGGGCUGUUUGAGUAUGCGGACCCAAGCCUUGCCAUCAGCGCUGUCUGGACCUUCAGAGACCUGGGGGUACUGCAGCAGACACCCAGCCCUGCAGGUCCACAGCUCACCCUUUCCCCCGCGUUUGCCAGCCAGGACAGCCAGGACAGACUGGAACAGUUCAUCCGACAAUUUGUGUAGCUAGGAUGCAGGGUAGAGCCUGAUCUGAGCCUCCUUGGCCCAGAGGUUAUGGGCCCCAUAACCUUCACUGGACUAUAAAGUCUGUCCUCUUACUUGUUUGUCAUUCCCUAAGUAAUAUAAUGAUUUAUAGAGCAUUCAUAUCAUAUUAGGUAUUACAAGUAAUCUAGGGAAAUGGGAAGAUAUGCAUAGGUUAGAUGCAAAUACUAAGCCAUUUUAUGAGACUUGAUUAUCUACAGAUUGUUGUAAUCUUGUGUGUACAGAUGUAUCUGUGUGUAUGUAAAAUACACAUCAGGUGUUUCAUUUAAAUGAAUAAAAUGCCUAUGAUUAAAAAAAAGUCUGUACUCUCAUUGUCUCUGUCC